CGGGCGAACAGUUGAAACAGGGUCGACAACCUUCAAAGUUCAAUCGGUAUUUCUUUCCUUGAAGUGUUCUUUGUUCUGCUAAUUAAUUCCUGGACAACCCUUCCUUGCUCUCAAUAAUUGAAUCGACUUGGGGGGUUAUCUGAGAGCUGAUAUUCACUUUCGCACGGGCAUUGUCUAGCUGAAGAGACGAACAUCAACUCCAGGAUCUAAACUCUAACCGGCCACCGGCCUCCGCCACUACGCAGCUGCGGCGCCGAUGCCGACCAAAUGGGUUUUGCACUGGCAUCCCAACCCCGGAAGCACCGUCAACAGUCAAAUCCUGAACGAGGUGUCGCAGUGCGCGGAAGCCAUCAAUGGCGUGAAAGACGGGAGGUGGAAAGCUACCCUAACGCUCUUGAAGCCCAAUUUACGAGAAGACCAGUCCCAACCCGGCGAAUAUCCUCGAGAGCUGCUGGGGAUUUCGCUGCCGGAGCAGCCAAACAAGUACUAUUUCAUACUCAGGGGCCCAAGGAUUGUAACGGAGGCUGAUUCCUCGAUUCAGGUCAUAAUGGAGAAGCUGCAGUCUUACAAAUCCAGAAUCGCGCUUUACUUUGAGGGUUACCAGUACCAACUUGGGGAUUUUCAGUUGAGAGUGGGGAAAGUCGUCUCCAGCCACUCUGAGAACUUGAGAGGGAUAGUGUUGGAGGUGGAGUAUCUUCCGAUAUCUUCAAUGGAGAAAGCGAGUCAAGUAUUGGGCGAGUUUGUUGAUAUAUGGCAAGAAGCUGUCUUGAAGCGAUCACUGCCUGGGAGCUUUAUGCACAAUGAACCCAAUUUGUCAGAGUAUGGUUUGGGAGAUAACUACACACCACAACACACAGCGGUACAGUACGCUUAUGUGAUGGCUCAACUAUUUGCAUCACAGUCUACGCAAGCAGUGAGAAAUUAGGAGUCGACGAGAUAUGAAAAUUCUAGCAGCACAAGUUGUAAUAGGUUGCCAGUCUUUUCUUCUGGCAGGAGCCUCGAGAUUGUCUUGUUACAUUAGGGCAUUGAAGGUGGAUAAUAUAUCUCGAAUAGACUGCUUACCGAAUCUUCAAAACUCAUUAUAUCUAGAAUGUUACACUAUUUAGACUACUUCGACUAGAUUCGUCGGUGGACUGUCCAAUUGGACUAUGGGUGUGCAACGGUUGCUUUGUAUCGGACCGCAGACGGUCAAUGGAGUCCCUGGAGGUUUGACUACAGAUACUUGGAGCUAAGGGCUUCAUGUUAUUGGAACAAAUGAAA
This is a messenger RNA of Linum tenue, 1260 nucleotides long. NCBI's taxonomy places the organism in Eukaryota, Viridiplantae, Streptophyta, Magnoliopsida, Malpighiales, Linaceae. The record is from the annotation of a GenBank genome assembly.